Molecule: messenger RNA, 1389 nt
Organism: Trichoderma harzianum CBS 226.95
Lineage: Eukaryota; Fungi; Ascomycota; Sordariomycetes; Hypocreales; Hypocreaceae
Exons: 2
Coding region: 1-1389 (462 amino acids)
Source: RefSeq, a predicted model, not a curated record
AUGGAUUUCCUUACUGAAGCCUUGAAGCCUAUUCCGGCUGGUGGUUGGUUGGGGCGGGCCCGCUCUGGAAUAUUGUGGAGUGAGGGCGGCUACAUCUUCAUCGUGAAUGAAUGCGACCGAGACCUCGCCGCGGCAAAGCUGCUGGAUGCCGGAUGCAUUCGCGCAGACUGGUCAUGGGGCUCCACCGACCCGGCCACGCUACAGACAUUGGAUGAUAACGCACAACGUAUACACAAAAAGUCGAUCCCGGAAUAUGAAGAUGUUGACAAUAAUUCCAUUCGCUUUGUAUUUCCUCCAGAGCGUGUCAGCAUCAUGAACGAGCCUAUUGCCCUCGUCCUUCCUUCCUUCGUGGGGCAUGGUCCACCACGGACAGCAGCCUUAGGAAGCAGAGAGCCAGCUCAAAGAGAGACACAGAACUACGAGAACUCAACACGGCUUCACAAGUCCCCACAAGCAGAGGCAUUAGUUCAAGAAGAAGACAUGCUUCAAGAGGACACGCCUCAAGAAGUCACGUCUUCAGCAGCCACGCCUCAAGAGGACAUACCCCAAGAAGACAAACCUCAAGAAGACACGCCUCAAGAAGACACGCUCCAAGAAGACACGCCCCAAGAAGAAAACAUUCAGGAAGACAUCCCUCAAGAAGACAAACUUCAAGAAGACAUCCCUCAAGAAGACAAACUUCAAGAAGACAUCCCUCAAGAAGACAAACUUCAAGAAGACAUCCCUCAAGAAGACAAACUUCAGGAAGACAAAUCCCAAGAAGACGAAUCCCAAGAAGACAAAUCCCAAGAAGACAAAUCCCAAGAAGACAAAUCCCAAGAAGACAAAUCCCAAGAAGACAAAUCCCAAGAAGAUAGGCUCCAAGAAGACAGGCAUCAAGAAGCCGCAACACUUUUAGAGCCUCAGACGCUUUCAGAGCAGGGAUCACAUCCGGAUCUAGAGAGUUUACAGCCAACAAAGAGCCAGCAGAACUCGGAACUCGUACAAGAUAUAACGAAUACACCAGACAUAGAAGAGCUGCAAGGCGGAGAGGAACUUCAGCAUAAUGCAGCAGAUGAUUCCAAGUUCACAUGCGUCGAUGGUUUCCUCUAUUACCCGCGUCUCCCAGUUCUACUCGAAACUAUAAUUCGUGCCCGAUUGCGCGUCCCUGAAGAGAAGGUAAGCUAUUGGGCGACCAUGCUGGAAGUUUGGGCCAUCCCCUAUCUUUGGGCACAGACCAUGGCACCAGAGGAUGUUCUUGACGGAAUUGAAGACGAAGAGGUCAAAGCUUGGUUCAACAAAGCAACCAAAAGGUUCGAAGGUGGCAUUGACCGCGUCACUAAUACCAAGAGGAAGGGAAGGGUGGCAACUACCAGGCCCCCGGUUGAUUUGGAUACACUAUUCGAUUAG